GGACAAAUUGCUGGUGAGGAGAAGGAGGGUGAGUGUAAAGGAAGGUUGUCAACACUGAGGGAGUGUUGCCUGAGGGAGCCAUAACACUGGUGUUGCUGCUGCUGCUGUUCCCUGCUGUUGCCUGCUGCUGUCUGCUGCUGUCUGCUGGUGUUGUUGUGCCUUACUGCUGGCACCCUGGCCCCUGGCACCCCCCCCACCACACCCCAGGAAGCUCCACACACUAGAGGUCAUGGCAGGCAGGGCAGGCUCGGUAGCGAGGCGGGCGACUGCUGCAUUCCUCAGACUUCCUCCGCUUCCCUCUACGAGUGACCUCGUCAAGCUCUACAAUUUAAGAGCGACGAAGCAGCUGGGUCAAAAUUUUCUGAUGGAUCAUAAAUUAACGAGCAAAAUUGUCCGAAGUGGCGGACGUGUUCGUGACUGUCAUGUUUGUGAGGUUGGACCAGGGCCAGGAGGCAUCACACGGAGUAUUCUGGAGCAAGGAGCAGCACACCUCACAGUCCUAGAGAAGGACCCCAGAUUUAUACCAACAUUAGAGCUGUUAAAAGAUGCCUCAAAUGGAAAACUUGAUAUUGAAUUGGGUGAUGUUUUGACUUUCAAUAUGGAAAAAAUAUUCUCCCCAGACCUUGUACAACCUUGGGAAGGUCGCCCUCCAAAAAUUCAUUUGAUAGGAAACCUUCCUUUCAACGUGGCAACACCAUUGAUUAUCCGCUGGUUAAGAGACAUUAGCCUCAAGCGCAAUGCCUGGGUGAAUGGCCGCGUACGCAUGACGCUCACGUUUCAGCUGGAGGUGGUGCAACGCAUGGUAGCACCUCCAGGACACCAUCAGAGAUGUCGUUUAUCUGUAAUGUGCCAAAACUGGUGUCAGGUAACGCACAAGUUUACCAUCCCUGGCCGAGCAUUUGUGCCAAAACCAGACGUGGACGUUGGCAUUGCUCACUUUAUUCCUAGAGUUGAACCACACAUACCUUUAGAGUUCUCACUGGUGGAAAAAGUUGUGCGUUGCAUCUUUUCAUUUAGACAAAAGUAUUGUAAACGGGGUGCUGGUAUGCUUUUCCCAGAGUCCCUCAGGGAUGAACUAGUGGAUCAGAUGUUCACGGUAGCAGAAGUGAAUCCCACGUUGCGACCCUUCCAACUCUCAAUGUCCGAGUUUAACCGCUUGUGUCACACAUACGCUGCCAUUAUUGAGAAGCGACCAACUCUGGCAAGGUUCAAUACCCAUAAUCGUAGAGCUGUUGUGGAAGGUGUUGAUUAUGAUAGUGAUGGAAGUGAGGUGGAGGCAGAUAAUUAUAUUGUGGGUCCUGCUGCUUGAGAGUGUUGAGUAUGAUAGUGAUGUGGAGAAAAUGUAAAUACUGUACUGUACAGUACUCUGAUGCUGCUGUUCCUACUUCAGAGAUGCAUUGAUUAUGAAUGAUGGUAGUAAAAUGGGGAAGUUUUCAAUAUAUUUUUUGUAGUCCCUGCAUUAUAAGGGUGUUCAGUGUUAUUCAGUGCAACUGUAACGGUAAUAAACAUUUAAGUACGUCUUACACGUGGGAAAAGUGUAAGCACGCACUGUACAGUAGUUCCCGUUUCAGGAAGAUCUACUGAGGGUUGACUAUAGCCCUAAACUAACUCUUUUUGACUAUUGUUAUUCACAAGAAUGUUCCAGGCAACAAAUGAAGUUGUUUUAAGGUAUUGGUGCUAGGUUUUCAGCACUAUACUAUUCUUCAAAGACAUAAGGAUGAAAGUUUAGCCUUGGUGAAAGUUUCAACUUAGUGAAAGCUUAGAUUUCUUAUUGGUCAGCUGUAAAUUUAUGGAACUUUAGUAUGUGACAUUUGCUGCAGGUGUCAAAAAUGUUGUGAUGUAACUUGAUACUGCAUUCUAACUUCAGAAUAUCAAGAAUCAAUGCAUACAUUAAUGUAUUCAGAGUUGGUGCUUAAUGUAUUAAUAAUUAAAUAUAUUGCAAAGCAUUUUCCUUGCCACAAGAUAGCAAAGAUUAUAAUGUCCAUACAAUGUGUUAUGGUAUUUAUAUUAAUAAAAGACCAGUAUGUGAU
This is a messenger RNA of Procambarus clarkii (red swamp crayfish), 2030 nucleotides long. RefSeq names its product mitochondrial transcription factor B1. Gene Ontology annotation, molecular function: mitochondrial transcription factor activity; rRNA (adenine-N6,N6-)-dimethyltransferase activity. NCBI's taxonomy places the organism in Eukaryota, Metazoa, Arthropoda, Malacostraca, Decapoda, Cambaridae. Gene Ontology annotation, biological process: rRNA methylation; transcription initiation at mitochondrial promoter. The record is from RefSeq and is a predicted model, not a curated record. Gene Ontology annotation, cellular component: mitochondrial matrix.